This is a messenger RNA of Bactrocera latifrons, 1502 nucleotides long. RefSeq lists its product as uncharacterized. NCBI's taxonomy places the organism in Eukaryota, Metazoa, Arthropoda, Insecta, Diptera, Tephritidae. The transcript is spliced from 6 exons. Bases 103 to 1311 code for a protein of 402 amino acids. The record is from RefSeq and is a predicted model, not a curated record.
UCAGUUCCUUUCCGAACGCAACGGUCGGUUGUUCAAAUUUGUCAAUGCACUCUGCCCGAUAUAUGUGCUAAACUACAUAUAUAAUAAAUAGGCGUAUAAAAAAUGGUUGAGAUUAGCAAACUCUAUCAACCACCUUACAAUUCUGUAAGCUGCUCGGAGCUAUUAAGGCAUGAUGGCCUAACAUGUAAACAAAUAUUCAGAUGGAAUUGGUAUCGUUGCUCUGUGGGCUGCUUAAAAUAUUUCCUGCCGUUAGCCAUUUCACCGCUAGUGCUCAGACCGCGUAGCUUGAACCGUCAAACGCUCUUAAAUAUACUACGUCACUAUUUGGAAACUUCGCUAUGGGGUGCGACCAGCUCUGCUUUGACUAUCUACUGCAUAUGCCUUUACAGGCGCCUGUUUGGAAGAUACUACUUAUUGACGGCAACAUUUUUGCCAACGUACACAGCGUUCCAGUUAUGUUGGUUCUACCCCAUACGUACCGUCCGCCUCUUCGGCACAGCAACAGCACAAGCGGCUUUAGAAACCUGGCUGCGCAAACAAAACCACUUCAUAACAAAAUCCUUACCCAUUCAGACAAUAGUCUUCAUGCUCUCCAGCGCCGUUGUAUUACAUUUUAAGCGCCGUAAGGAAUUCAAUGGAUUCUGGUUUAUACAGCCAUCAAACACAGAUGAAUCACAACAAAAAGGUGUAGAGAACUUGGAAGAUCUUCAAAAUUCGGGAAAAUGUUUGCAUGAGGGCACAUCGUGUACCCAAUAUAUAUCGAGGGAAAUGAGUAGUUAUUUGAUGUACGGCAUACCAUUAGAUUUACUAAGCACUGUAACUAAGGGGAGAAUGCCAAGACGUUUGAGAGACUUGAAGAUGAUACGCUUCGAAAUGACUGCAUUUUUUCUCUCCUAUGUGGGAAUAUACAGAAUGUCAAGCUGUCUCUUAACUCGCUAUACAGUUUAUGGCACACGAGAACAUUUGCUUGCCGCCGCUUUGGGUGGUCUGUCAUAUUUCUUCCUCAACAAACUGGCGUUUAGUGUUUUGGCCUUUGUGAUAGCUGUGCAAGCAUUUUGGCAAUCAUACUGCUCUCAGCCAGUGGAGAAGCCUGAAAAUAGAAUAGCAACAAUUCUAAAAAGUGUCCCGUUCGCUAAAUUGUUGGUACCAUAUAAUCUCGCGUAUUUGACGCACGUUUUCAUUUUUCACAAUCAUGCCAUGUCAAAGAUAGCAAAAGGAUUCUUUCGUGGUGCGACAGAUAAUCGGUUUGCACAAAUACAUCAAUAUAUAUUGGAUAUGUUAGCUCGACGCGAAAAGAUGCUGUUAGGUUAAAUACUUGUGUGAGUCAUUAAAGACGGAAGAAAGUUCUUUAUGUGUGCUGACGCAAAUAUAUAUAAUUCUCAGCAAGCCACUUAGUCCACAAUUAAUAAAUCAUGAUAGAUUGGAUAGAAAUCAGAUGUAAAAUAUAAAUAAUUGUUUAAUGAAAUCAAUAAAAAAAAACGAUGCAUUUGCUAGUAUACUUU